This is a messenger RNA of Poecilia latipinna (sailfin molly), 3042 nucleotides long. It is a transcript of the gene hmx3a, whose product is annotated as H6 family homeobox 3a. Gene Ontology annotation, biological process: regulation of transcription by RNA polymerase II. The transcript is spliced from 2 exons. Gene Ontology annotation, cellular component: nucleus. The record is from RefSeq and is a predicted model, not a curated record. Gene Ontology annotation, molecular function: DNA-binding transcription factor activity, RNA polymerase II-specific; RNA polymerase II transcription regulatory region sequence-specific DNA binding. NCBI's taxonomy places the organism in Eukaryota, Metazoa, Chordata, Actinopteri, Cyprinodontiformes, Poeciliidae. The coding region runs from base 1369 to 2292 and encodes 307 amino acids.
UGGAAGUGGCCCUCGCUGGAAAUCAAUGAAUUAGAAAUAUGAAUCUAAUCGCCCAUUGGUGACGCGCCGUGCAGCUACAUACCUUUUUUUUUCUUCUUCUUCUUCUCCCCCCAGAUUAUAGGAACAGAAAUUGACAAUAAAUGAACGCACAGAGGAACAGGCAUCGCUAAACACAUGCAGUGUAUUUAGGCUUGCACGAAGUAAAAGUGAACCGACUAUCAACAAAGAAGCAGAUUGUAAAUUGAUUUAUUCAAUUGUUAUUUAUUUAAUAUUGCUUCACAGUCGUUAUUUAUUAGGUGAGAUAACAAUGUGGAUAACAGGCCCGUGCUGUAGGUAGCUCUAAGAUGAUUGUUGACAUGAGACCCCACACCCACUCGCGACGGGAUUUGCUUUUAGAAAUAAAUUUGGAUCUAAUAGAAAAUGUUUUAUUAAAGCAAUUACCAAAAAUUCCGGACAACUGUUGCGAAAAACGGGCCUACUGUGCAGGGGAUCCUUGAAAUGCAUUUUCAAUUAAACUGACUUUUUAAAACAAUACUUGUAACAGCCUCACGUCUCCCAGUUACUUUUUCAAUGCUCGUUCAAAAAGCAAUUUAAUUUAAAUUUUAGAAAGAAGAAGAAGACAGACUAAAAAAAUUGAAGAGUUAAAGCACACACGCCUUUAUAUUAGAUGAAAUAGAGGCAGAUAUCUGUGAGCGAUGCAGUCUUUGUUCCUUGUGAGACGGGUCCAAAUCCUUCCUUUUGGUGCUGUUCAAUUGUCGCUAAUUGUACUGUAUGAGACCAAUAACAGGGGAGCGCGCACAGCCUGCAGCCACAGGGCGCACGGAGUGGGGAGAGGAGGGGAGGAUGGUCUCUCCCUCUUUUUUUUCCUCCCUCCCCUCGCCGUCUCUCCCUUAAUCCCAUUUGCCAUUGUACAUGCCCAAUCGCCUAUACUUUCCGCAUUUAACUUGGAUGACAUUUUUAUUUCAUCAUUAGCAUCAGACACCGACUGACUGACACGCUGGGACACGAAGAGGUUUUUUUUUCCUUCUUCUUCUUCUUCUUCUUCUUCUUCUUCUGCUUCUUCUUCUUCUUCUCCCCCCCGCGCUUUAGACGGAAACACUCCGGGAUGAGACAUCCCCAUGAUUGUCUUUUUGUGACACGUAUCAACGCUUUAUUUUAUUAUUUAACCCGCGGAGAAGGAAGUGUGUUUUGACGACGCUCUCCGGGUGUGAAGUAGAGUUAGAAAAACAGGAACUCAAAGUACCUGGGAUAUCCACAGCCUGUAAGUCAGCAUUUUUUUUUUUUUUUACUUUCACCCCCUCCUCUGCUUUUGAUAAGAAAAAUAAAUAAAAAAUCCUGGACCUCUGCGUUCAGACCGCAGCUGCAGCGAUGCCAGAGACGACACAAGAGACGUGCGCUCCGGCCAAGGAUUCCCCUUUCUUCAUCAAGAACCUGCUGAACUGUGACAGCAAGCCGUCUAAACCCAAACCGCCGCUCGUCGCCUCCGCUAAGGCGGCCUUAGAGGGAGGAUUUUCCCUCUCCCAGGUCGGGGAAUUCAACUUUCCACGCUUUGACGUGCCCGCGCAGCGGUUCACUCUACCGGCGCACUACCUGGAGCGCACCUCUGCGUGGUGGUACCCCUACACCCUCGGUUCGGCGGCUCAUCUGCACAGAACUGAAGCAAUCGAGAAACCAGGAGCCAGAGAUUCCUCCCCGACCUCUGGCACGGACAGAGACUCCCCGGACCUUGUGCUCAAAUCCGAGCCGGACGCGAAAGACGACGACGACGAGGACGAGGACGAGCACAGCAACAACAAAAGCAGCGACGAGAUCAUCCUGGAGGAGAGCGACGCGGAGGAGGCCAAGAAGGACGAGCUGGAGGAGUGGAAGAAGCGCGACGAGGACAAGAAGCCGUGCCGCAAGAAGAAAACGCGCACAGUGUUCUCCCGGAGCCAGGUGUUCCAGCUGGAGUCCACCUUCGACAUGAAGCGCUACCUGAGCAGCUCGGAGCGCGCCGGUCUGGCCGCCUCGCUGCACCUGACGGAGACCCAGGUGAAGAUCUGGUUUCAGAACCGGCGGAACAAGUGGAAGCGGCAGCUGGCCGCCGAGCUGGAGGCCGCCAACCUGAGCCACGCCGCGGCGCAGAGGAUAGUCCGGGUGCCCAUCCUCUAUCACGAGAACUCUGCCUCGGAGGGCGCGGGGGGCGCGGCGGCCAGCGUGCCCGUCAGCCAGCCGCUGCUCACCUUCCCGCACCCGGGAGUCUACUAUUCCCAUCCCAUCGUCACGUCUGUGCCGCUGCUCAGACCGGUUUGAAAACCGCCGAAAAGAGUUUUGAUGUUUCAUCUUAUGACAAAAUAAUAAUAAAAAAAGAAAGACAAUAUUUUUUUAAUACAAAGUCAGACACUGCGAAAAAAACAACAAAAAAAACUAAGAAGAGACUGUCACUGUCAGGCAAACAUGGACUUAUUUUGUCAGAUAGGUAAUUGUGUCAUUUUCCAUAAGGGUACCGUUUAUUAUUAUUAUUAUUAUUAUUAUUAUUAUUAUUAUUAUUAUUAUUAUUAUUAUUAUUAUUAUUAUUAUUAUUGACAUCUCAGGAGUCUGCCCACUGUAUGAGUGUAUUUUUUUCUUAUUUUUUUGUUUUAAAACCUGAUUGUUGCUGGACAGGCCAUAUCUGUGCGAUGCAAAAAAAAAAAAAAAAAAAAAAAGGAAGUGGGGCGUGGGGAAAUCUUGUUUACAUAAAAGUGGUGACCUUCUUCUCACUUAACACCCUCAUUUGAAUUUUAUUUCCUUUUCAAGAGCUGGUGACACUGCUGUCAGAUGAGUGAAUUCACUAAACGUGGAACACUUGUUUUGAUCUUUUUUUUUCUUUCCUUUUUUUAAGCGCUUGAAGGGGGACAAUCAAGACACUCUAGCUGUAAAAAAAAUAUCCACGUAGCUUUCUGUUUUUAGUGAUUCUUUUAAACGCUCCUUCCACACAGACAGUUCUCUUAAGCACAAGUCUCCAAUGACAAUUUGUGUUUUUGAAACGGAGGGAUUAAAAAUAACGAGACAAAAAAAAAAUCA